GACUCUGCUGUCCUGGGAAAUGGGAAUUGCCAUUGACGAUUGGCAUCAUUAUUCAUUAUUCAUUUCAACAGAAAACCAAGGAACUGCCAGACGUCGUGAUUGCCGGUUGUCAAUUUCUAAGGACCUGUUCGUUUUCACUGUUUUGAACAGUCUAUAGCCGCGAUGGCAGCCCCAGUGACCAGGGCCGAAGUUCUCAAAAUCUAUAAGACCAUGUUGAGGGAGAGUAGCAAGUUUUCAUUCUACAACUACAGGAUGUACGCAGUCAGACGAGUGAAAGAUGCGUUCAGGGAACAAAAGGCGGUCAGUGACACUUCAGAAAUCCAACAGCACCUGCUCGAGGCACACAGGUUUUUGGAUAUCAUCAAGCGACAAGUAAUUUAAAAUUUUAGACACCAUUUAU
This is a messenger RNA of Acyrthosiphon pisum (pea aphid), 400 nucleotides long. RefSeq names its product LYR motif-containing protein 4-like. Gene Ontology annotation, cellular component: mitochondrion; L-cysteine desulfurase complex. Gene Ontology annotation, biological process: iron-sulfur cluster assembly. The transcript has 2 exons. The record is from RefSeq and is a predicted model, not a curated record. The coding region runs from base 163 to 381 and encodes 72 amino acids. NCBI's taxonomy places the organism in Eukaryota, Metazoa, Arthropoda, Insecta, Hemiptera, Aphididae.